Sceloporus undulatus (fence lizard) is the source of this 1427-nucleotide messenger RNA. RefSeq names its product cyclin J like (gene CCNJL). NCBI's taxonomy places the organism in Eukaryota, Metazoa, Chordata, Lepidosauria, Squamata, Phrynosomatidae. Gene Ontology annotation, molecular function: cyclin-dependent protein serine/threonine kinase regulator activity. The record is from RefSeq and is a predicted model, not a curated record. Gene Ontology annotation, biological process: mitotic cell cycle phase transition; regulation of cyclin-dependent protein serine/threonine kinase activity. The transcript has 6 exons. Bases 155 to 1306 code for a protein of 383 amino acids. Gene Ontology annotation, cellular component: nucleus; cytoplasm; cyclin-dependent protein kinase holoenzyme complex.
GGCUGCAGAGGCACAGUCCAACACUCCAACCACUAUGCCAUGAUGGCUGCUUUAUCUGUAUGCAAAGUCAGGAUUGUAUGCAGGUUAAGUGCACCUAAGCCUUUGCAGUGCUACCAACUUACCAAGACUGUUGGGUUUUGAUUGAAAAUCAAGGAUGGAAAACGAGUGGUGGCAAGAUGAACUUGCAGCUGAAAUCCAUGAAACUUUGAGGGAGAAGGAGCUGGCACUGCCCCCAUACAAGUCCCUUUCACCACUAAUUUGGAUGCGGCGCUAUUUUGCCGACUUCUUGUCCCUCCUCAGCAAGCGCUAUGAACUCUGUCCCUUAACCCGGCACCUUGCUGUUUACUUGCUAGAUCUCUUUAUGGACUGCUAUGAUGUUAAUGCCAUACAACUAUAUGCCAUCUCAGUUGUUUGCCUCCUCCUUGCAAGCAAAUUUGAAGAGAGGGGAGACAAAGUGCCUAUGUUGGAAGAACUGAACGAACUUUCUCACAGGCUUGGCCUUGGUGUGAUACUAACAAAGAAAGAGCUGCUGAAAAUGGAACUGUUGCUCCUGAAAACAAUCAACUGGAAUCUGUGUCUGCCAACGCCAGCACACUUCAUUGAUUACUACCUCCAUGUCUCUGUUACUGCUGCUGACCGACACAAUGGCUGCCGAAUCACAUCCAAGGCUGAAGCCAGAUAUUACAUAGAAAAUUACGCUCAUUACUUUUUGGAAGUCUCACUGCAAGACCAUGCUUUCCUCGCUUUCCGGCCUUCUGUGGUUGCUGCUGCUUGUGUGGCAGCCUCACGCAUCUGCCUCAAAAUCACACCCAGUUGGCCCAUACUGCUCCACGUGGUCACACAAUAUUCUUGGGAAUUUAUUGCUCCGUGUGUUGAUCUCAUGCUUGCAGCCCAUGAUAAAGACAUCAGAGCAGCCAAGAAGGAAAAAGAACAAGCAGUGCUACUUCAGCAGCAGCAACAUAUGGAAAGCCUUACCUUCCCGAUCCCAGCUCAGGUUCUGUUCCAGCCUUUGCCCUGCUAUUAUCCUCAGGCUCAGCACCAGAAUGUUCCCACUCAUUUCCAAUCUCCAAUGCAGGAUCUGUUUGCAGUUUACCAAGCAUCUUUACAAGCUCCUCGAUCGAGUAGCCUUGCCUCAGGAAAUAGCACUUCACCACCUUCUGUCUCCACUGCACAGGCCACUGCUGAGAUGGUUCCAUUUCAAACCACACCCAUUCAAGGGCCUACAGUCACUAUGCAGGUAGACAUCUCGGAGGAUCCAGCAUACUAUCUGUCUUUGGUCCUUGGUAAUAGCUUUUUCAGCACUUAGGAUUCGAGCACAGCAGGUUGUCUUCAAGAUGAGCAAAGUCAGUGAGCAAAGGCCAAAGGAACAUGAGAGAAGAAGGCACUAUGGCCUGUUACAGAUUGCCAAAAUAAAGCUGCUUCGGGUC